Meloidogyne enterolobii is the source of this 405-nucleotide messenger RNA. The record is from the annotation of a GenBank genome assembly. NCBI's taxonomy places the organism in Eukaryota, Metazoa, Nematoda, Chromadorea, Rhabditida, Meloidogynidae.
AUGAAGCUUCUUGAGAGUAAAGCUUUAAUUUUCUUAUUUGUUGUUGGAUUGAAUUUAUUAAACAAUUCUGAAUGUUCCUUCUUUAACUUCUUUGGAAACAAACCAAAGUGUACUGAAGGCGCAUGCCCAUCAGGUUCUAAAGAUGUAACCUGCAAAGGAAGUACGACUACAAAGUGCUGCCCGUCUAGUGAUUUUAAAUCAUGUGACAAAGGCUUAGGCUGUUGCCCUAUAACAUCUAGUUGCAGCAAUCCUAAAGAUCUUGAUACGGGUGACAAAUGUUAUGGUCUCUUCAACGAUGAGGCACGCAUUCCUUCAAAGUGAUGAGUUUGAGACAUAAAAAGAUGGGUAAAAAUAAGAAAAAUGGGGAACAAAAUAUUUAAGAUUAAAAAAUUUUUUAUUAUGCUA